AUGCGAAGUAGGAAUAACACAAAUGUGCUUGAUUUCAUUCUUGUGGGAUUGACAGACUCUGAGGUGAUCCAGCAGGUCCUCUUUAUGUUAUUUCUCUUGAUAUACUUGAUUACCAUGUUGGGAAAUGCAGGGAUGAUACUGAUAAUUCGCCUGGAUCUCCAGCUUCACACCCCCAUGUAUUUUUUCCUCAGUCACCUGUCAUUCCUUGACCUCUGUUACUCUACGGCCAUCACACCUAAAACCCUAGAGAAUUUAUUGAAUUCUAACAAGUAUAUUUCAUUCAUGGGCUGCUUCACCCAGAUGUCUUUUUUUUUCUUCCUGGGUGUCACUGAAUUUUUCCUUCUCUCUUCAAUGGCCUAUGACCGCUAUGUAGCUAUCUGCAAUCCUCUGACUUACCCAGUUGUCAUGUCCAGGAGAUUCUGCGGAGCCCUCAUCACUGGGUCCUAUGUGAUUGGCUUUACUGAAUCAUUAGUCAAUGUUGUUUACAUGAACAGUUUGCAUUUCUGUAAAUCCACUGUAAUCCACCACUUUUUCUGUGACACAAUCCCAAUUUUAGCCCUGUCCUGCACUGACACUCGUGACACUGAAAUUAUGAUACUCAUUUUUAGUUGUUUCAAUGUUAUGGUGUCUCUUAUCACAAUCUCUGUGUCCUAUGGGUCCAUUCUGUCUACUAUCAUGAAAAUUAAUUCCACUUCAGGAAAACGCAAAGCCUUCUCUACUUGUGCCUCCCACUUCCUGGGAGUCACUAUCUUUUACAGCACUACGAUUUUUACUUAUUUAAAACCAAAGCAGUCCUACUCCUUGGGAAGGGAUCAAGUGGCCUCUGUGUUUUAUACAAUAGUGAUCCCCAUGCUGAAUCCACUCAUUUACAGUCUUAGGAACAAAGAGGUGAAAAAUGCUCUCAUUAGAAUCAUGCAGAAGAGAGAAGGCUCCAGAAUGUAUUAUAGGAUUUAG
Choloepus didactylus (southern two-toed sloth) is the source of this 954-nucleotide messenger RNA. RefSeq names its product olfactory receptor 8H1-like. Gene Ontology annotation, biological process: sensory perception of smell; G protein-coupled receptor signaling pathway. The coding region runs from base 1 to 954 and encodes 317 amino acids. Gene Ontology annotation, molecular function: G protein-coupled receptor activity; odorant binding; olfactory receptor activity. Gene Ontology annotation, cellular component: membrane. The record is from RefSeq and is a predicted model, not a curated record. The transcript has 2 exons. NCBI's taxonomy places the organism in Eukaryota, Metazoa, Chordata, Mammalia, Pilosa, Megalonychidae.